Messenger RNA from Elephantulus edwardii (Cape elephant shrew), 1897 nucleotides. It is a transcript of the gene DUSP5, whose product is annotated as dual specificity phosphatase 5. Gene Ontology annotation, biological process: endoderm formation; negative regulation of MAPK cascade; protein dephosphorylation. Gene Ontology annotation, cellular component: cytoplasm; nucleus. The transcript has 4 exons. The coding region runs from base 214 to 1368 and encodes 384 amino acids. The record is from RefSeq and is a predicted model, not a curated record. Lineage: Eukaryota; Metazoa; Chordata; Mammalia; Macroscelidea; Macroscelididae. Gene Ontology annotation, molecular function: protein tyrosine/threonine phosphatase activity; MAP kinase tyrosine/serine/threonine phosphatase activity.
UCAUUCACAUAAAACCCUGCGCUGCCGGCGGAAUCCCCGGCUUCUGGGGCGGCGAGUGGCAGGGCUGGGUGCGGAGUGUACCGGGCGGGAAAGAAGCGCGGAGCGGCCGCUCGGGCGUCGGGCUCCACCGGCCGGCGCAGUGCCUCGCCAGCGGGCACCCUGGCCGUGGGUACCAGUGCGGCGCGCGGCGUGGGGCCGCUGAGCGGCGUCGGCAUGAAGGUCACGUCGCUCGACGGGCGCCAGCUGCGCAAGAUGCUCCGCAAGGAGGCGGUGGCGCGCUGCGUGGUGCUCGACUGCCGGCCCUACCUGGCCUUCGCCGCCUCGAGCGUGCGCGGCUCGCUCAACGUCAACCUCAACUCGGUGGUGCUGCGGCGGGCCCGCGGCGGCGCGGUGCCGGCGCGCUACGUGCUGCCCGACGAGACGGCGCGCGCGCGGCUGCUGCAGGAGGGCGGCGGCGGCGUGGCGGCCGUGGUGGUGCUGGACCAGGGCAGCCGCCACUGGCAGAAGCUGCGCGACGAGAGCGCCGCCCGCGUCGUGCUCACCUCGCUGCUCGCCUGCCUGCCCGCCGGCCCGCGGGUCUACUUCCUCAAAGGGGGAUAUGAGACCUUCUACUCGGAAUAUCCAGAGUGUUGUGUGGACGUAAAGCCCAUCUCACAAGAGAAGAUGGAAAGCGACAGAGGGCUUCUCAGCCAGUGUGGGAAACCAGCGCCCAGCCUCAGCCACAGGCCGGCUUAUGACCAGGGUGGCCCAGUGGAAAUCCUCCCUUUCCUCUACCUUGGAAGUGCCUACCACGCAUCCAAGUGCGAGUUCCUGGCCAACCUGCACAUCACGGCCCUGCUGAAUGUCUCCAGGCGGACCUCCGAGGCUUGCACGGCGCACCUACACUACAAGUGGAUCCCUGUGGAAGACAGCCACACAGCCGACAUUAGCUCCCACUUUCAAGAAGCAAUAGACUUCAUUGACUGCAUCAGGGAAAAGGGAGGCAAAGUCCUGGUCCAUUGUGAGGCAGGGAUCUCCCGCUCGCCCACCAUCUGCAUGGCUUACCUCAUGAAGACCAAGCAGUUUCGCCUGAAGGAAGCCUUCGACUACAUCAAGCAGAGAAGGAACGUGGUCUCGCCCAACUUUGGCUUCAUGGGUCAACUCUUGCAGUAUGAAUCUGAGAUCCUGCCUUCCAUGCCCACCACCCAGGCCACCUCCUGCCAAGGGGAGGCGGCAGGCCCUUCAUUUCUAGACCAUUUGCAGACACUGGCUCCUGACAUGCAGGGCUCCUACUGUACAUUUCCUACCUCGGUGCUGGCCCCAGUGCCCGCCCACCCCACAGUCUCAGAGCUUGGCAGGAGCCCCGUGGCCACAGCCACAUCCUGCUAAACCCAGGACGGUGGGGCUGGUCCCGUUCCAAGAGCAGCUGUGAUUCUCAUUUUUUGUAAACUCACGGACAUUUCAUACCUGUGCAAUACUGAAGACCUUGCUCUAUCACACUGUCCCAGUGGGAUAGCGGGGGUCACCAGUUGCAAAUGGACUUUGGACUGACCUCGGGAUCAGGUUCUCGGGAGCAAAGGAAGGCCAAGCCAUUACAUGAGCACAGUGAGUGCCGACUACUGUCCUCCCAGACCCCUGCCCUCUCAGGACCGCACAGUCCUCGCCCCUCAACACCCGCCUUUUCAUUUCAAGCAUAUGGCAAUAAAUAACCUGCAGCAACGUGGGAGAAAGCAGUUGCUGGACCAGGAGAAAAGGCAGUUACAAGCCAAUUCAUUUUGAAGGAAGCACAAUUUCCACCAUCUCUUUUGAAGUUGACAGUCUCAUUAUCUGUCUCUGUUGCUUCAGGGCGUAAGCUGAUCACCAUUUGUCAGGGAGGGGACCCCUUGAGCUUUGUAGGUCCACUGGUGUCAACCAUCCU